UUUUUUUUUCUUCUUCUUCUUCUUCUUUUCAAUUCGUAAAAUAUGGUUCAACCUAGUGUUUAUAUCCGUAAAGCCACUAUCACAGACAUUCGAUAUAAAGAGGAAGCAGCUAAGGUAGUCAAUACUGCUUAUCGAACAGAAGAGGGAUGGACAACCGAGAAAAAUUAUGUUGAAGGUGAACGUAUUACAGUGGAUAAUAUGGAAAGAUGUAUUCGUGACAGUGGCAGUCCAAAUACACUCUUUUUCGCUUUUGAGGAAGACCAAGUGAUAGGUACAGUCCAAAUACAGCCUCUUAAAGACCAACCUGAGGUAGCUGAGAUUGGGUUAUUUUCAGUUUCACCUAUGUUUCAAUCUCGUGGUAUUGGAGGUCGAUUGAUUCGUACAGCUAUUGAGGAAAUGAAGGCUAUGGGCUUUAAGGAGGCUCUGUUACAUGUCCUCGAAAAUAGAUCUAGUAUUAUAACUUGGUAUAAAAAAUUAGGGUUCGCUGAGACAGGUGAACGUAUUCCAUUUAUUUGGCCUGAAUUAUUGAAAAUUAAAGAUCUUCAUUUUGUUAUUUUGAAAAAGUCACUCAAAGAAGAUGAUCAUUAGAAGAAUAUAAAUCAUCUAUAGAUAUGUCCUAGAUUAGUUUAUUUAGAAGAUACUACAUAAUAUACUCUUAUUUCCAUUAUCUUUUUUUUUAUAAAAUAAUACUCUAGAUACUACUCAUUUAUUCCUUAACUAUUAAUUAUAAUAAACCUAUUCUAUUUCAUUUUUGCAUCC
Messenger RNA from Cokeromyces recurvatus, 759 nucleotides. RefSeq names its product acyl-CoA N-acyltransferase. The coding region runs from base 43 to 588 and encodes 181 amino acids. Gene Ontology annotation, molecular function: acyltransferase activity, transferring groups other than amino-acyl groups. NCBI's taxonomy places the organism in Eukaryota, Fungi, Mucoromycota, Mucoromycetes, Mucorales, Mucoraceae. The transcript has 2 exons. The record is from RefSeq and is a predicted model, not a curated record.